CAAGCGAAAAGGGAUGGCUACGCAUCAAAUGGCUUGUGGUGAGGAUUGCUUGGAAGAAACAAGAAAUUCUAGAAACGCAUGCGGUUCGUCGAAUAUAUGGAAGUGGGAAGACGUUGAAGAUAAAAUGCUAUGCAUCAGGAAACGAUAUAAUGGAUAGUUUAUUAUCUGAAUCAAAACUCGAGGAAUAG
Paraglomus brasilianum is the source of this 188-nucleotide messenger RNA. Lineage: Eukaryota; Fungi; Glomeromycota; Glomeromycetes; Paraglomerales; Paraglomeraceae. The record is from the annotation of a GenBank genome assembly.